Adineta ricciae is the source of this 930-nucleotide messenger RNA. NCBI's taxonomy places the organism in Eukaryota, Metazoa, Rotifera, Eurotatoria, Adinetida, Adinetidae. The record is from the annotation of a GenBank genome assembly.
AUGUCGAAAACGACGACAGAAACAGUUGCUGCCAAAGCGACAGUUAAAAAAGUCAAUCCAAUCAAAGAUUUCAUUGCUGGUGGAGUCGGUGGUGCUUGUCUUGUUAUCACUGGCCAUCCAUUAGAUACGAUUAAAGUUCGAUUACAAACACAAACAAAACCUCAACCUGGACAAGCGCCACUAUACACUGGCACUUUCGAUUGUGCAAAGAAAAUUGUAUCCAAAGAAGGCUUUUUUGGUUUGUACAAAGGCAUGGGUGCCCCACUUGUUGGUGUUACGCCAAUGUUUGCCGUCUGUUUUUUUGGAUACGGUAUUGGAAAAAAAUUACAAACACCCUCAGGUGAACACGGUGAAUAUACCUUAACCCAAAUAUUUGCGGCGGGUAUGCUAUCGGGUGUUUUUACAACUGUGAUCAUGGCUCCUGGCGAACGGAUCAAAUGUUUAUUACAAAUUCAACAUGCAGGUCACGAAAAGAAAUACAAUGGUCCGAUGGAUUGCGCCAAGCAAUUAUAUAAGGAAGGUGGUAUUCGUAGUAUUUACAAAGGAACAGCUUUGACUUUGAUGAGAGACGUACCUGCAUCUGGUGUUUAUUUUGCUUCAUAUGAGUAUUUGAAGAAGGCAUUGAGACCAGAAGGACAAUCUGACUUAGGCGCAUUGAAAACAUUGCUUGCUGGUGGUUUGGCUGGUAUCUGUAACUGGGUUGUGGCCAUUCCACCUGAUGUGCUUAAAUCAAGAUUUCAAACAGCUCCUGCCGGUAAAUAUACGGGUAUCGGCGAUGUGCUAAGAGAACUAAUACGUACGGAAGGAAUCAGAUCUCUCUACAAAGGUAUCGUGCCUGUGAUGUUACGAGCAUUUCCAGCCAAUGCUGCAUGCUUUCUCGGUUAUGAAGUGACAAUAAAAUUUCUCGAUUCACUAUGGCCAAACUGGUGA